Ricinus communis (castor bean) is the source of this 1467-nucleotide messenger RNA. RefSeq names its product putative F-box protein At1g19160. Gene Ontology annotation, molecular function: protein binding. The transcript has a single exon. The record is from RefSeq and is a predicted model, not a curated record. Bases 258 to 1334 code for a protein of 358 amino acids. NCBI's taxonomy places the organism in Eukaryota, Viridiplantae, Streptophyta, Magnoliopsida, Malpighiales, Euphorbiaceae.
UUAGAAAUAACAAGACUGAGAUUCUACAUGUAAAAUAUAAAACUGCCUUUUUAAUGUUUUGAAAUAAUAAGGGAAAAAAGAUUGAAAUUAGUAUUUGUAAGAUACUUACCAUGUAUUUACUUAGCACACAGAUAUUGUCAAAUCUUUUUAGGGUUGCAUAUAAAAGGAGAAAAAGAAAAUUAAAACAAAAGAAAGGGGCCUCACUCAGGGCUAUAUAGUGAGAGUCGUAUAGAGGAAGAAGAAGAAGAAGAAGAAGAAUGAUGCUGCCUGGAAAUAUCAUACAAGACAUUCUAUCAAGACUUGAUGUGAAAAGUCUGAUGAGAUUAAGGUGUGUAUGCAAGACUUGGUUCAACCUUAUUUCAAGCUCUUCUUUUCAAGACUUGCACCGCUCUAGAUCUCACCAUAACCUCCUUUUCCUCUUCCGCUCCACCUCCUCCUCCUUUCACAAUCGCUUCUUUUUUUAUUCCUUUUGCUCCCUUGAUGUUACCGGCUCCUUGGGCGCUAGAUUCUCUGUCAAGGUCGAUGACCCUAUUAAGCUUGUCCUCCCUAGCUGCUCUGGCUUAGUUUGUUUCGCCACCGAUACCCGUAUUUAUGUCUGUAAUCCUGCUACUCGUCAGAUUCUAGCAUUGCCCGUCUCUCCCCAACGCACUUCCAUUGCAGGUUUUGGCUUCGGAUAUGUCGACUCAAUCAAGGGUUACAAGGUGGUUCGAUUAAUUCAUCGACCCAUCACCCACACGAUUGAAUGCUCUGUUUUUACCAUUACCAGUGAUCCCAAGAAUUCCAAUUCCAAUUCUUCUUCUUGGACUCUUUUGGACGAAGGCUGCCCUUAUUUGGUUGAGCAGUUCAGUUAUCCAGUUUUUGCCAAGGACUGCAUCUUUUGGAAAAUCAAUCGGAGAAGUCAUAGACAACUCAGGAGAAGUAAUGACUACAUAGUUUCUUUCAACGUCAGGGACAAUAAGUUCUCAACACUUACUCAUCCCGCGGAUUGGAGACACAUUUCCAGUCAUUUUACCCAGCUGGCAGAUCUUGGUGGGACGCUGUGCAUGGUAGAGAUUUCGACCUGCAGCGUAGUCAUAUGGGUGCUUAAAGAUCACCACAAUUGCUUUUGGCAUAAAGGAGGCUUGAUCGAUAUUAAAGGUAUUGACAGGAGACUUGUUGGAGAAGUGAAGUGCCUCAGGAAUGGAGAAAUUAUUUUCAGCUCUCUUGCUAAUAUUCUGCUUUUCUAUGACGUCAACCAGAAAAGGUUUAGACAGGUGACUCUUCCUGUCCGCGCCCUCGAUUUUGGAAUUUAUUGGGAAAGCUUUUUCUCCCUGGGACCUGCUGCACUAGUUUAGAUUUAUACCUCUUAUUAUGUUAUUAUAUAAUCUAUUUGCCUCUUUUUUUGAAAAAAAGAAUUUCACCACUCCUGUUAGAUCUUGGAAUAUAUAUAUAUAUAUACAUAUAGAUAUAAGUGCUUUUGUUCAUUAA